This is a messenger RNA of Centruroides sculpturatus (bark scorpion), 1046 nucleotides long. RefSeq names its product 23 kDa integral membrane protein-like. NCBI's taxonomy places the organism in Eukaryota, Metazoa, Arthropoda, Arachnida, Scorpiones, Buthidae. Gene Ontology annotation, cellular component: membrane. Bases 168 to 866 code for a protein of 232 amino acids. The transcript is spliced from 7 exons. The record is from RefSeq and is a predicted model, not a curated record.
UGAAAUGUACCGAUGCACUUUGCUAUUAAAAGAUAAAGACAGAUAAGAGGACCAAACAACUCCCUUUCGACUAAAAAACCGCCAUUUUGAUUGUUACAAAACAACAAUAUCGCUAGAUUAUUAAAUUUCAUUUUCGUUUAGUGCCACUACGUCUUACGUUGAGAAACAUGGCAACGGCGAUGUCUUGUUUAAAAUACCUUCUUCUCAUACUAAAUUUUAUUGUGACGAUUUUAGGCCUUUGUUUAACAAUAAUUGGGAUCUUGGUCAGUGUUAAUCCGGAAAUACUCGAAAUAAGAUCUCGCCUACCUCUGAGUAAUAUCAGCCCGGCGAUAUAUCUUGCUAUUGCGGUAGGAGUUCUUCUAAUCAUUUUGGGAUUAUUCGGAUGCUGUGGAGCGUGGUUCGAAAAUAAGUGUAUGCUUUGCGUCUACAUAGUCAUAAUGGUGAUAUUAUUAAUUCUUCAAAUUGUGGUCGCUGCAUUGGUAUUCAAGUUUGCUUCGGAUUCUGCCAUGAAAGAUAAAUUAGAUAAUUACUUGAAAGAGAACAUCAUUGAAAAAUAUAAAAAUAACGCCGAUUUAGCGGAGUUUUUAAACUUAAUACAGCACAAGUUAAAAUGCUGCGGUCUUACUUCUGCACAAGAUUACAUUGAAAAGGAUAUCGAGGUUCCUCUAUCGUGCACAGACACUUCCAAUCCUCCUGACUACUAUAAAAAAGGUUGCACCGAAGCUAUGCUUUCUUUUCUAAAGGAUAAAGCUAAGAUUGUAGGAGGUGUAGCCAUAGCAGCAUUUAUCACUCAGACUGCUGUAAUAGUUAUUGCUAUUUGUCUGUUUUGUGGGAUCCGUCAAGAGGUGUUGAAAGGUAUCGUCUGAAUGUUUUAAAGCUUAUCAGAUUUUACCAUAAUCCUUACUGGAAAACUUCAGCCAUUCCUAAAUAUUGUAAGGAAAUCGUAUGUUUGUUUUUAUAUCCUCUUAAGCAACGCUUGGUGUUUUUAUUUACAAAAAAAAUGUUAAAAUACAAACUUCGUUUUUUUAAUAUGUCCAAUAAAAUGU